CCUGAACGGUUAUAAGGAAGAGCUGCCUGUCCCCCAUUUUCUGCUUUAGCACCAUCUAUGAUUGAGUUGCGUAUAAUCCUGAGGAUUAUGGCUCUGGCCCACGCCCUCCCCCUCCCCCGCUCUGUUCACUUUCCCUUAAUAUUCUGGAGAUAUUCAACAAUAAAAACCCUGAAAAUCCCCAAAGCAUCUAAACCUCCCAGGAAGAGAAUCACUUGUUACUAUUAAAAAAACACGCUGCCAUCGGUGCCAGCCGCCUCCAGCCCCAUACUAUGCUCUGCACGAUGGGGGGGCCUUAGCAGCCAUGGGCAACUGUACCAAAAUCCCAGGCAGGAGGCUUUCCAAGGAGAAUAAGCACCCUCCAGAAGCUCCAGGCUCUCCAGCCUCCACCAGCGACCUGGACGAUAUGAUUGAUGGCACACACUGUCCGCCAUUGCAGAGUUAUUCAGUGCUGCACGGGCUGGUGGGGCCAGCCUGCAUCUUCUUGCGCCAGAGCAUCGCCAUCACACAGAUCGACAGAGACCUGCGACCAGAAGAGAUUGAAGAACUAAGGGAAGCUUUCCGGGAGUUUGACAAAGACCGAGAUGGUUACAUCAGCUACAAGGACCUAGGAGAAUGUAUGAGAACUAUGGGCUACAUGCCUACUGAGAUGGAACUCAUUGAGCUGUCUCAGCAGAUUGCUGGAGGAAAAGUGGAUUUUGAAGACUUUGUGGAUCUGAUGGGCCCCAAGAUGCUGGCAGAAACUGCAGACAUGAUUGGGGUGAAAGAACUGCGAGAUGCCUUCCGGGAGUUUGACACAAAUGGUGAUGGACAAAUCAGUGUGGCUGAGCUACGGGAAGCCAUGCGCAAACUCUUGGGGCAGCAACUAAAUUACCAUGAGGUAGAUGAAAUCCUCAAGGAUGUUGAUCUGAAUGGAGAUGGUCUUGUGGACUUUGAAGAAUUUGUACGGAUGAUGUCUCGUUGAGAGUACCUAGUAGCAGUCCAAUACAGAAGUGCCUUAUGAAGAGGAGGGACUUCCAAGCUAUCACGUACUGCCACUUGCAAUGGAUCUGACCAUUGAGAGCAAGGACAGUGUGCAAGCACUUCCCACACAUCUUGCACAGCCUGCCUGGAGCCAAACAGCUGCUCCUGAAGACAAGGGACCCACAUCAGUUUCAUAACCAUCAAUGAUGUCCUGGACCAAAUCCCAGGUUAAUACCUGAUCUACUACAGUAGAUACAGCUGGGAAUAUUUAUUCCAAGAUCUCUGUGACUCUGCCUAUUAUCAGGCCAUGCCUUUGUUUGCUCGAAUGCUUGACCCCUCACUUCAACCAGGACUUAAUGAGGAAGCAGAAUUAAUCAAGAAAUCUCAUCAACUGUUCUGAAUGCACUUCUGUGAAACAUCCCAAU
Heteronotia binoei (common prickly gecko) is the source of this 1385-nucleotide messenger RNA. It is a transcript of the gene CABP2, whose product is annotated as calcium binding protein 2. Gene Ontology annotation, molecular function: calcium ion binding. The transcript has 7 exons. The record is from RefSeq and is a predicted model, not a curated record. NCBI's taxonomy places the organism in Eukaryota, Metazoa, Chordata, Lepidosauria, Squamata, Gekkonidae. The coding region runs from base 302 to 961 and encodes 219 amino acids.